Molecule: messenger RNA, 546 nt
Organism: Caenorhabditis bovis
Lineage: Eukaryota; Metazoa; Nematoda; Chromadorea; Rhabditida; Rhabditidae
Source: the annotation of a GenBank genome assembly
AUGACCUCAUUCGAUCUUGUCGACGCUCAAUACGAUAUGCUUUGCGAAUCAAUUGAGGGACCAAGCCGUCUGACCUUCGAACUCAGUCAUUCGGCACAGUACUAUGCUCAACUCGUUCAUAGAGAACACUCGAAGAUGGAGAAAGAGAAGCUGAAGAAGAAUUUCACGAAGAUGCUGAAACAACUCGCCGACGGUUCGUGGUCCGAUUAUUUGUGCAAGAGUUUGCUGAAUGAGUUUGUCGAGUUGGAGCAAGAAAUUGAUGAUUUGAUGCCGUCGCAAAAGCUGGUCCGUCGACGACAAUUGAUCAUCGAUCUCGUAACCGGAAAAAACAAAUCCGGAUCGGAUUCUGGAAUUGAUUCGGGUACGAGUUCCGAAGAUGAGAAGAUGGACGUCGAAAUUCAACAAUCUCGAACUGAUCUCGACGAUUCUGAUGACAACGAUGGCUCUGACGAUUUAUCUGAGUCUGGCGAAUACGAUGAAUGUGAUGAUUCUGACGAAUCUGAUUUGUCUGAUGAUUCUGACGAUUCCGAUGAAUGUGACGAAUAA